CGGUUUUCCCAUCUCUACUAUUUAACCGGCUAACGACAAAUUGUUUUUGGAAUUCCCUUGAAUUUUGCUUAGUUUGUGGAUAGUUUUCUUUUUUUGCUUAAAAAUGAGUCGCGACGUUCUUGCUCCACCUUUGCAAAAAAUGAGCCAUGGCCGAAACUACCGCGUUAAUGUGGUGCACGAUGAUUUUGGCGGAAGCAAGUGGAACGGUCUCAAUAAGAAGUCCAAGACCGAUGUUAAGGGGUACCAGGAACCAGAUCUCUAUGGAGAUGAUGACGACGAAGAGGACCCGGCCGCCAACGAUAUUGUGGAAACGCUAAACGGCGGGUAUGAGCUGGCCUUGCCUGUCCCAAAAUCUUUCUACGGUGGGCUAAUUGGCAUGAAGGGCAACACCAAGCGUCGGAUCGAGGAGGAAGCCAAAUGUGAGAUCUAUGUGCCCCGCCAGAAUGAGAAGUCCAACGAAGUUAUAAUCAGAGCCAAGGAACGCAGCCAAGUGUGCGCUGCUAUGCGUCGCAUUCGUCACAUUACUGCCUCGCUGCGUCAGAAGAUGAAGCCAACCCACUUUUUGGCUGUGGCCCUCAAUUCUGGUGAAGUCAAGGAUAACUUUAUAGAGCUUAAGAAAAAAAUACUGGAAGCCGAUUUGCCAGGAAUCGAUGAAACUCUCUUCAUCUCGGAAAGCAGCAUCCACCUCACCUUGGGCGUUUAUGUGCUCCUCGACGAUGCCGAACGUAAAAGAGCUCUCGAAGAGCUUGAAACUUGCCGUUCUUUGCUUGAAAACCUAGUCACUCCAUUCGAUCUGAAGAUGAAGGGUCUGGAGAUCAUGAAUGAUGAUCCGAGUGCAACUCGGGUAUUGUACGCCAGCGUCGAGGCACCCGAGUUGCAAAAGUUUUCAGAUCAGUGCUUGGGCCACUUACAGACCACCGGUCUCUGUGCCACGGACAACCAAACAAGGGAUUCCGUCAAGCUGCACAUGACCGUGAUGAACAAUCGCUAUCGCCAGGAGGUGAAGACGUGCGAGAAUAGCUUUGAUGCUCGCGAAAUCCUGAAGCGGUUCGGAGACUAUGAUUUCGGCUCAGCCAAAUGCCAGGCAUUGCACUUGUGCGUCUUGAAGUCGCGUGGCGAGGAUGGUUUCUACAAGAUAACCGGAUCUCUAGAGUUCUAAGAAAUCCUGUGAAUGCCUAGGUCUAGUUUAGUUUAAACAGGGAGUCUCAGAGAGCUAUCCCUUUCCAGAUAUUCCCCUUUCCCCCGAGCAACCCCCUGUAAAUACACAAAUAAAAAUGCAACUAAAAUACA
Molecule: messenger RNA, 1290 nt
Organism: Drosophila ananassae
Lineage: Eukaryota; Metazoa; Arthropoda; Insecta; Diptera; Drosophilidae
Product: activating signal cointegrator 1 complex subunit 1
Exons: 4
Coding region: 104-1159 (351 amino acids)
Biological process (GO): DNA alkylation repair; regulation of DNA-templated transcription
Cellular component (GO): nucleus
Molecular function (GO): RNA binding
Source: RefSeq, a predicted model, not a curated record